Molecule: messenger RNA, 1293 nt
Organism: Spinacia oleracea (spinach)
Lineage: Eukaryota; Viridiplantae; Streptophyta; Magnoliopsida; Caryophyllales; Amaranthaceae
Product: protein ENHANCED DISEASE RESISTANCE 2-like
Exons: 9
Coding region: 1-1188 (395 amino acids)
Molecular function (GO): lipid binding
Source: RefSeq, a predicted model, not a curated record
AUGUUGUUUUCGAAGUAUGAUGGUUCAACUUUCUCUGUUAUUUGUAUAUCAUGCAAAAUUUCUUUUAUACAGCCGAGGAGUUGCAGCAGAGCAAUGAGGGCUGUAGGAGUUGUUGAUGCUACUUGUGAAGAUAUAUUUGAACUUAUAAUGAGUAUGGAUGGGACAAGAUUUGAAUGGGAUUGCUCUUUCCAGUAUGGUAGUUUAGUUGAGGAGGUGGAUGGACAUACUGCUAUUAUAUAUCACAGACUUCAGCUUGACUGGUUUUCUAUGUUUGUAUGGCCUCGUGACCUCUGCUAUGUACGUUAUUGGCGACGUAAUGAUGAUGGAAGUUAUGUUGUGUUGUUCCGCUCGAGGGUGCAUGAGAACUGUGGUCCUCAGCCAGGAUUUGUGCGAGCCCAUCUUGAAAGCGGUGGGUUCAACAUUUCUCCUCUAAAAUCACGAAAUGGGAGGCCCAGAUCACAAGUGCAGCACCUUAUGCAAGUUGAUCUGAAAGGAUGGGGUGUGGGCUAUGUCUCAUCAUUUCAGCAGCACUGCCUCCUUCAAGUGUUGAACAGUGUUGCUGGGUUGCGUGAAUACUUUUCUCAAACUGAUGAAAGGAUUGCUACCCCCAGAAUUCCAGUUAUGGUCAACAUGACCUCAGCAUCUAUGCCUUCACGAAAGAACCAAAAGUUUCAGGAUCCAUCCAUUCAUCCUUGUUCUCCUGAUCGGAAUAUUGUUCCGAAUAGAAACUCUGUCAUGAUGGAUGAAGACUCUGAUGAAGAUGAGGAUUAUCAAAUACCCGAGGCAGAGCAAGAGGGUUACCGCUCUCCGCCUGAGAAUGAAGUCAAGAUAACCGCUGUUGAAGAACCAACCGAUCAGAUUGAUUCAACUAUGUUCUCGGGAACUUUGCGACGAGACGACAAUGAAAAUGCUCGCAAUUGCUGGAGAAUAUCUGAUGGAAAUAACUUCAAGGUUCGCAGCAAAAAAUUCUGUCGUGACAAGUCAAAGGUUCCAGCAGGGAAACCUUUAAUGGAUCUUGUUGCUGUUGAUUGGUUCAAGAAUUCAAGUCGGAUGGACCAUGUUGCUAGACGUCCAGGCUGUGCAGCACAGGUCUACACUCCGAGGAUUGCGCCUUAUGCGAGGAAUUUGAUGUGGUUCGUGAGCAAUGGGCUAAGUUUUUUACCAACAAGUAUUUAUUAUUGGCUUUAGCGCGCUUGAUCGAGUUGGUUUAGUUGUUAUAGAAUAAAUUUUAUAUUAAAAUGUAUGUUUAUGUUGAAAUUGGAACAUAUAUUUAAAUGUAAUAUGUGCACUUUG